Molecule: messenger RNA, 2899 nt
Organism: Coffea arabica (coffee)
Lineage: Eukaryota; Viridiplantae; Streptophyta; Magnoliopsida; Gentianales; Rubiaceae
Source: RefSeq, a predicted model, not a curated record
UGUGAAGAGCAACUUUAUUAGUUUAGACAUUUUAGUAGUUAUAGUGUGAAUUUUAUUUUCUGUUAUUUUAGUGUUUAUUGUGUAUAUGUGUUUUAUAACCUAUUCUUUUUACUAAUCUUGCUCUUAAGUUGUUUAAAAGCAAUUUUAGGUGAUGAGGAGGAUAGAUUAAUUUGGAGGACAAUGCUUGAGAAGUGGAAGAUUGGCAAUGGAUGGUUACCAAGUGCCAAGCUUCUUCAACAAAGGUAACCAGGAAUUUACUGAAUGCAUGUCUUUUAAAGAUGGUUUAAGAUGCUUAAAGGCUAAAUUUGAUGUUAUGAUGCUACAAGUUCAAAUGGACACAAUUAUGCAUGAAAUUGAGCAAGGGAGUAAUGUUAAUAUUUUUAAUUCUUAUCAUGUGAUUUGUGACUUGUGUGGAGGUUAUCAUGCUAGUAAUACAUGUAUGCAAGUACAAAAUGUGGAUUAUUAUGAUGAAUUAGAGCAUUACAAUCCUUGUUUUGAUCGAUAUAGUGCUAAUUGGAGUAAUUCUUCUGCUUAUGGUUGGGAUAAUCAAUGUACAUAUAGUGAUUAUCCAUAUUCUUAUGGUUACCAACGUGAAAGUGUCCAAUAUGAAUCAAAAUCAUCUUGGGAGUUGGCAAUAGAGAAGUUAGCUAAUGCACCUCUACCUUGGGAAUUAGGAAGUGAACUAUUAGCUAAUGAUUCUAAUGCAUCUUGGGAGCUAGCUGUAGAAAAUUUUUCUAAUCAAUUUGAAAAGGUAGCAAAUGCAACUUCUGACCGUUUUGAUAGGAUUGAGGAAAGAACAGAUGGAUUAACUUCUCACUUUGGUAGAAUGCAGCAAUUGAAUGCAUUAUGGGAAGCUAUUUCCUCUAAUAAUUUGCCAAAAGAUCCUAGCAUGAAUGGUGGGAAUGUUGUAUGUGAAAAUGGGUUGCAUUUUGAUCAAAAUGAUGAUUCUAACUUGUGUUUCAAUGAGAAAAUGUUCAUUUCACAUAAUAAUGUCUUUGGAGCUAACUUUGAAUCUCAAGAGGUGAGUUUUAAUGACUCAUUUUUCAUCCCUCUUAAGGAGUGUAUAAAAAGUACAGGUUUUAAAGAUAUUCCUACCCAAGGUACUCUUAUGGCAUUUCCUUUGGUGAAUUCUCAAGUGGUGCAUAUUCAAGGUAAUAUCUAUGAAACACUUGGGAUAGGUAAGUCACUUUCAUUUCUCACAUUAUUAGAUCAUGUGGCUUUUGCUAUAAAGUCACCAUUUAAUGAUCCACCACGUCCAAAAAUGGUGGAUUAUUCGUUAACUAAAGCUCCUUAAUAAUGACGUGAUAUAGUCAAGCUAAUGACUAUAAAGAAGUGUUAGUUGGGAGGCAACCCAACGAUUUCUUAUUUUUAGUAAGUUCUAGUUGUUUAACCAGCGUUUUUGUGUGUUUUGUAGGUGGCAAUGGCAAGGGUUCACGCAAAUGAUUUCAAUGACAAAAGUGUCUAUAUUGAGGCAAAAAGGGAGUUUUCAUGUUCAAUUGCUGCAUUUCAUGCAUUUAAAGUGUUUCAUGUUAAAAUUAUAAUCAUGCAUGAUCAUGCUAAACUUGGAUUUUAUUUAAAGAAUAUGAAAGCAAGUGGAUACUAGUAGAAUGCGAAAGAUUGGCCAAGCAAAUUUGGAGGAAAAACUACAGAAAACAGCUUUUUCUGCAGCAAAUCUGGCCAUAAAUCCGGCCAAAUAUUGGCCGGAUUGAAGGCCGGAUAGUCAGGGGAGAAAGAAAAAUUUUUUCGGGCUCACUGGCCAGAACCCGGCCGGAUUGUAAAAAAAAAAAAAAUUCUGGCUAGAAUCCCUCCAGCAAUCCCUCCACGAAUCCCUCCAAUUUCUGGCCGGAUUAUGAACAGUAACCAGCGUAAGAUGAAUCCGUUUCAUGGAUUCCUCACAAUUUUUCUCCCUUCUUCUUCAACCCAACUCACACACUAACACCUCAAACACACACCACUCACUACAACACCACUUUUCACCAUUUAAUCUACAAAUGACCUUCACCAAAUCACUUUCUCCCAUCCUCUAGAGUGAAUUUCAUAGUUCAUAUUCUUUCAAAAACAACUCUAAAGUGGGUUCAAGCUUACCAUUAGUUAAUGUUCUACCUUCUUGAAAUCACUCAAUUGAGGUCAAAGUGGAGUAAGUUUCUUGGGGUUUUCACAUCAUAUUCAUCACUUAACAUCACCAAACCAAUUUGAGGUAACAAUUCUUCACCUAACUUUGUUAUUUGAAUUUUGCCAUGAUUGAAUAUUUUCUAUUUUUAGGCAAAUUUUAUAUGUGAAGUUAGGUGUAUUUAUUUGAGCUUGUUGAUGCUAUUGGUGAUUGUUAGUGAUAAAUAAAUUUUGUGAUUUGCAUUUAUUGUAUUUAUUUGGUGAAUUAUUGCUAGUUUUAUGUUAAUUUGGCUUGGUAACAAAGUUGCAUAUUAAGUAGCCAAAUGUAGCAUUUUAAUUAGCUUAGUGGGAGUUUUUGAUAUUCAUGUGAGGAAUUUAGAUUACCUAACGAAUGAAAAGGUGCUUGAUUGAAUGAUUUCUUGAAUUCUUAGAUAAUUCUAAAAGAAGAGUUGAAUUGAAGAUGGUGUUAAUUGAUGAAAUUCAUAAAUGCACUUACAAUUUUUGUGGUUCAAUAGUUUUUUGUAUUUCAUGAAUUCUCACAAAAGUCAUUUAUAUUUUGGUUUGGUGUGUUUGCCUCCAUUUUGAGAUUACUUUUGUAAUUGAGGGAAUUUGAUCAUUGAUGACAAACUGUAUAAAUGGAACUUACUUUGUUUAUGAUGGUGGGUUUAUUUUGUGAAAUUAGCUUCCCUUUUCUUUGGAUACUAGUGCAUAUAUUUUGUCGCGCCCCAUUUUUGAUAAAUAAAUAAAAUGGUUGAAAAAUGUAUUUUUUUGUGAUUGGAAAAUGAAUUGU